UCACAUGAACAUGGAGUCACCUCUAUGACACAUGAACUCUAAGAAGAGAAGUGAGAUGGUGAUUUAGGUGUACCCAGGGCUGCAGAAUGGAGAUAACGUUUCCUCAGCUUGUAAAGACCAUCUAUAAUUCAGCCUUUGAGGCUGUGUUUUUCCUGAAGAGGCUGGAUGGUGCCGGGAGUGAAUCAGUGACAGAACAGCAAAGAGUAAAGGGGAGAGACGGAAGAAGAGAGGAAAGAGAGAGAGAGAGAGAUCUGUGUGCAUGGAGUAGAGUUGUCAACAUAUUCUGGGAUACCUUUCGAGUGCAGUGGUCUAAAAAGGUUUUGUCUAUAGACGUGGAACAGGAAGGACCCGUACAGAGGAUAUGUUUGGACUAACAGAGGAUCAAACCAGACCGAAUCUCUUCUCCUGCUUGUUAUUGUUGUGCUGAUUGAUGAUUGCAUUUCUAGCUGCCAGCGAAUCACAGGGCUGCCCACACAGACACAACAGACUGCUCUGGGAGAAAGUCCCUCAUUCCCUCAAGUCCCGCAUUCUCUGAGGGUUGGCAACCCUAGCUGGGAGUGACAGAAGAACAACGUGUAAAAGAGGAAGAGAGGAGGGGGUAGGAAAAUAGAGAGAUUGAUCGACAAAUCAUGGAGGUUAAGAGACGUCCGAUAAUCGCUGGCAGAGAGAAAGGGCCAGGCCCCGGUCGCUAUGCUCUCCCUCCAACCAUUGGCUACAUCAACCAUGACCUCACCAAGCCCAGUAGCCCCGCCUACACCUUCCACAGACGUAUGAGCAGCAACAUGGUCUCUGUGGAUUGCAGUCCAGGACCCCAGUACCACAUCGAUGCCAAGAUGACCCGGUUCGGCCGCGUCGGUACCCCUUCUUACUCCAUGCUAGGCAGGGCAAGACGCGCCGCUGAACUCUUCCAGACUCCAGGUCCAGGUGCCUACAGCCCAGAGAAACCUCAUCUCAGACCUCCCUCCUACACUAUUGGCUCUCGGUCACGCUACCGUAUAAUGGAUUCUGUGCCCGCCCCUAACCGGUACACCCUCCCUAACCUGCUGGGUUCCCAGGUGCCCCACAAGCCGUCCAGUGCCAGCUACAGCUUGGCGGGGCGCAGACAGGUUGGAGCUCCAUCAGAAGACCUGUCUAUGACCCCUGGACCAGGACGCUACAACAGUACUGACCCCAGCGUCUACCUCACACGACAGCCGUCCUUCUCUAUGCAGAGCCGGACUACCCGACCCAACGAUCAGUCUCAGAAGCCUGGGCCAGGGACCCACAGCCCGGAGAAGGUCCUACUCCACCUCCCCAGACCUCCUGCCUUCUCCCUGGGCAUCAGACACUCCGAGUUCAUUACUCCUCUGGUGGUGGUUGUUACCGACUGAUUUUUAACACAGAGUUUGUGGAAAUGCUGGAGUCAGUUUUGAGUUAAAUACCAUUGUGUUGUUUUACUGAGCACAUUUAGCACAAUGUUGGAAAAGUGCGUCACAAAUAGAGUGUUUUUAUUAUCAUUGUUAUGCCAAGUUGUGGAUCUAUGGGUGUGACCUGCUAGAUGUGUGUGUGUGUGUGUGUGUGUGUGUGUGUGUGUGUGUGUGUGUGUGUGUGUGUGUGU
Molecule: messenger RNA, 1597 nt
Organism: Salmo salar (Atlantic salmon)
Lineage: Eukaryota; Metazoa; Chordata; Actinopteri; Salmoniformes; Salmonidae
Product: protein CIMAP1D-like
Cellular component (GO): cytoskeleton
Source: RefSeq, a predicted model, not a curated record